This is a messenger RNA of Podarcis lilfordi (Lilford's wall lizard), 672 nucleotides long. The record is from the annotation of a GenBank genome assembly. Lineage: Eukaryota; Metazoa; Chordata; Lepidosauria; Squamata; Lacertidae.
AUGCAGGCCCAGGAUGGGGCCGCAGCUGGGGUUCUAGCUGCUGCAGCCAAGGAGCUGAGGAGGGACCAGAGAGCCAUUGCUCACUUAGUCAUGGCCAUAGAUGAAGCCCAGAUGGUUUACAUUGACCAUGCCACCUACGCUCACGAGGUCUGGGGUGCCCUGCAGCGUGUGCAUCAGCAGGACAUGGCUGGGGCCCGGAUUCACGUCAUCAGACAGCUAUUUGAUUUACGGUUGCAACCCGGAGGCUGUGUCAGAGAGCAUAUUUCACAGAUGCUGGCGUUGUUCAACCGUUUGAGGCAACUACAAAUUCCCUUUACUGAGCAACAAAAAGUCUUCAUAUUGCUGAGUUCUUUAGAUUCUAGCUAUCAGACUCUUUCUCACACGUUGGAAGCUAUUCCAGCUCAGGAGCUUGACCUGGAAUACGUGUCGGGUAGGCUGCAGGAUGAGCAGGAUAAAAGGCUGAGAGAGAAAGGAAGGGCUGCGAAGGGGGUUGCUUUGUGCCCAGGAGUGGGAGUGCAGAAGAUGCUGAGAGCUCGGUGCAAGCUUUUGCAGCGAGGAGGUGCUACAUUUGCAACUCAGACCAACAUCUGCAGAGAAAUUGCCUCAGGGUCGUCUCCAAUAGCAACCGAGAGAUCAAAGGCAGAACACGUCGUGGGAGAAGAGGCCUGGUGA